ACAAUGUCGACGCUUCUUUGUGAAUGGCAUUCGCAACACGUGCGAUUGGUUGUACAAAUUUGUGAAAUUUUGAGCUUUAAUAGGUUUGUGUAAAUCUAGCACCGAUUUAAAAGCCUUUGCCUUAUAAAUACAACGAGGAAUUUAAUACUUAUUAGUAGUUACUGCGCAUCUCGCGAUGAACAACGACAGCCACAAAUAUAGCGACGCCGAGGAGGACGAAGAAGACCUGCGAAGUUCCGAGUGGACAAACGACUUCAAGAACCUCACAUUGAAGCACGAGAUCUUUAAGGAUAUUAAACUGACACCCAAAGAGGACUGUGAUGACCUGGCACAAGUUAUAGCAACCGCCAACGAAGAGGAUGAACCGGAGGACGAAGAGCCAGAGGAAUACGAUGAAGACGAUUACGACGAUAUCGGAGAUGACUAUGAUACGUAUGAGGAGGCCUAUACGGGCUUUAACAAGCUUCACGUUCAGCCGCAGCUAACAAAUGCCAGUGGAGGUGGCUCCGGCGGUGGCGCUGGAGGUGCAUCUGGUGGCUCACAACGCGUCAGCAGCUACCAACCAAACGAAAAGCUGUUGCGCCGCUACUCCGCCCGCAUUAAUGUAGAAAAGUACGAUCCCACCACAAAUAUGAGCGCGCAGGCGGCCAACCGGCUGGUGAACUUCGAUCGGCGCGAUAGGACACAGGUGCGUGACAAACACGACCGAGCCACUGCGGAACAGGUAAUGGAUCCACGUACCCGGAUGAUACUCUUCAAGCUGCUGAAUCGCGGAAUGAUACAGGAAAUCAACGGCUGCAUUUCUACGGGCAAAGAGGCUAAUGUCUAUCACGCCGUUUCCAAAAAUGGUGAAGAGGAGUUUGCCAUCAAGAUCUACAAGACGUCCAUUCUAGUAUUUAAGGACCGCGACAAAUAUGUGUCAGGCGAAUUCCGGUUUCGACACGGCUACUGCAAGCACAAUCCGCGCAAAAUGGUGCGUACCUGGGCGGAGAAGGAAAUGCGAAACUACUUGCGAAUGCGCAACGCUGGCGUUCCUGUACCGGAGCCAAUCCUGCUACGCUCACAUGUACUGGUCAUGCGGUUUUGCGGUCGCGACGGAUGGCCUGCGCCAAAGCUUAAGGAUGUUGAGCUCAGCACUUCAAAGGCGCGAGAGUUGUACAGGGAUUGCGUAGUCAUCAUGUGGCGCAUUUACAAUCAAUGCCGUCUUGUGCACGCUGAUCUUUCAGAGUUUAACAUCCUGCUGCAGGAUGGUCAGCUGGUCAUUAUCGAUGUAAGCCAGUCAGUGGAGCACGAUCAUCCGCAUUCCUUUGACUUCCUGCGCAAGGAUUGCACCAACAUAUCCGAGUUCUUCCGAAAACGUGCAGUGGCAACGAUGACGGUGAAGGAACUUUUUGAUUUCAUCACCGAUCAGACUAUAACCACAGAGAACAUGGAGGAGUGCCUGGAACGCAUAUCUGAGCGAAUCAAGGACCGCGAUUUCGAUGCCAUCUCGGCUCAGGAGAAGAUCGAUGAGGCUGUUUGGCAGAACACCUACAUUCCCAAAAGGUUGGACGAGGUGCGCCAUUUUGAGAGAGAUGUAGCCAAGGCCAAGCAAGGGGUGCAGCAAAAUCUCAUCUACGGAAAGAUCACUGGUCUGACUUCGGAUCUGGACGUGCAGCAAAAGCCAGACGUGCUGCAAUCCUCGACCGCCAAAGAGGAUGACGGUAGUGAGGCCCAAACGAGCGGCAGUGAGGACGAAGACAACUCGCAGGAUAACGACAACGAUGAAGAUGCCAAGAAGUUUAAGAAUUCGGCAAGACCACGAGAAGAGUCUCCGGAGAGUAAAAAGGCUCGCAAAAAGGCCGUCAAAGAUGCGAAAGCCGAGCAGCGCAAGGUUAAAGUGAAAAAGCACGUGAAGAAACGCAAAGAGAAAAUGGGCAGCAUGAAAAAAUAGGAUUGUUUCUGAAUAGAGUUAAUAUAGCUGUGAGUUUAAGUUCUAAAUAUUUUAUGCAAGUUUUGUAACUUGGCUCCAUCGUAUAUAAUGAAAUUAUAUAAAAACGAUGUAGCUAAUCAUUUUCUUAUGGUAUUACUAUACCAAAUGGCUGCGGGGAACGCCGCAGCUAUAAAUGAAAUAUUAAACAC
This is a messenger RNA of Drosophila melanogaster (fruit fly), 2121 nucleotides long. It is a transcript of the gene RIOK1, whose product is annotated as RIO kinase 1. The transcript is spliced from 3 exons. Lineage: Eukaryota; Metazoa; Arthropoda; Insecta; Diptera; Drosophilidae. Gene Ontology annotation, cellular component: cytoplasm. Gene Ontology annotation, molecular function: ATP binding; catalytic activity; protein serine/threonine kinase activity. Bases 176 to 1933 code for a protein of 585 amino acids. The record is from RefSeq and is marked reviewed.